AUGGCGCAGGGUUUCAAACUAACUAGAUUUCUAGAGAGCGGGGAACUCGAAUGCAAACAAAUAAUUAUUGGAGCAGAUGGAGAUGUUUCAAUCGGCUAUGUCCCUGAGAAUUUUACUCCCCUGGUGCCUUCUUACCCAGAUUGGAGCCAGGUAUUCGAUCUUUCGCCAUGUUUCAAGCCCCAUAACUUGAAUUUGGAUGAAUAUAUCGGCGAUUUGAAACGUGAGGCCAUGUCUGUGAAGAUGAGAAAUGGUAAGAAAAAUAUACGUUCUCCUCACGAAAUCGCUAGAAUGGACCAGGUGUUCGUCAUGGGGAUUCUGAAUAGUAAUCCGGAGUAUAUGGCUAGGAAGGAUACAGGUAACGCCUUAGAAAAUGAAAAUGCUAUGAACGAUCGCACUGUGACAAUUGAAAUAUUGCAAGAUAAUCAAUUAAUGCCACCACCAUCUACUACAAAAAUAAGUGGAAAACAUCGUGAGUCUAAAUCAUCGCGCAGAAGUCAAGGGCGAAAAUCGAAGAAGAAUAAGAAAGAUAAAUCUGAAAAGUAUCGCAAUUUGUACAACGAGAGUUUGAAAGGCGUCGGCGAUCCCGAAAACUCGAUGCUCUACAAUCUUAGUCGCUCCACCACCGAAUUGCGGCAAUCUCGUCGCAACUCCACAACUACAACGGCUGCUGCUGCGAUCGCUGCGGCAACCGCUGUGCGUCAAGAAGAGCGCGUAUGGCGCUGCGGAAUGUGCGGACGCGUUUUUCCGGAUCAGCACCAAAUUUCGAAUCACAUUCUCAUAGAACAUCAUUGCGAAAGAGAUUUAAAAAUGGCUGUGACACGGGAAAAAUCUCAGGAAGACAUGGUCAUCGAUGACGCUGUAGGCGAUAAUUCUCUAAUUGCAUAUGACGCUCGUAACGAGAAGGAAACAGAACGAGAAAUUGAUUUCUUAACUGAUUCUGAAUUUGUGGACAAAUACACUGAGGAGCUUUCUGCUAUUUCUCUGCUCCAAUGCGAAUUCUGUGAAUCAGUUUUUACCGAUACAGGCACCCUAUUUGCUCACACCAAGUGUCACAGAGCCGAAAAGAACUACGAGUGCUUGAAUUGCAAAAGGGUCUUCAGUUCUCAUGGUCAAGCUAUAGCUCAUUGGCAAGCGGAAUGUUCCCGAACUAAGACCAUGUCCACUUUUUCUUUGCACAAAUAUCUCAUGUGCAAUAUUUGCGAACGAAAAUUCAUUGGAUGGGAGCAGUUGUACAACCACAGAUACAAGAAUCGCCAUCUAAGUAUCAAAUUAUAUGGUCCAGACAAUGUGGAAGUGCAUCAGUGCGACCAGUGCAACACAACCAGCGAAACUUACCAGCUACUGAUGGAUCAUCGCUCCAAAUCUCAUCCACGUUCUCUGCGCGCUGCUGAGAUCGCUAAACGAAACCAUGGUCAACGCAGUUUUUUAUGUGAAAUCUGCGGAAAGGCGUAUACACAGAGUAGCCACUUGUGGCAGCAUCUUAGAUUUCAUCAAGGUAUCAAACCCUUCGCUUGUACCGAACCAGGUUGUGGUCGCAAAUUCACGAUUCGUCCUGAUUUGAACGAUCAUAUUCGCAAGUCGCACACCGGCGAACGUCCAUUCCAUUGUACCGAGUGCGACAAACGCUUCUUGACGGGAUCCGUCUAUUAUCAGCACCGCCUAAUUCACCGCGGCGACCGGCGCUACGCUUGUCAGCAGUGCGAUAAGAGGUUCUAUAGGGCUGAUGCUCUGAAGAACCACGUCCGAAUACAUAGUGGCGAAAAACCGUACAGGUGCCCUGUUUGCGAUAGGUGCUUCAGACAGAGAGGGGAUCGAGAUAAACAUUUGAAGGUAAGGAAUAGCAAAAACUUUGUUCGUCAUGGUCAUUUGGAUGAAAGUGGCCACUACGGAAACGGACAAGAUAGUCCUGGACCUCUGGACCAGCAAAUGUAUAUACGCAAUCUGCCAGCCAUGUUUCCGAUGUCCAUGUAUCAGUUCGCACCCGAACAUAAUGUGGGCGAAAUGUAUUGA
Ctenocephalides felis (cat flea) is the source of this 2010-nucleotide messenger RNA. Its product is annotated as testis-specific zinc finger protein topi-like. Gene Ontology annotation, molecular function: RNA polymerase II cis-regulatory region sequence-specific DNA binding; DNA-binding transcription activator activity, RNA polymerase II-specific. Bases 1 to 2010 code for a protein of 669 amino acids. The transcript is spliced from 9 exons. Lineage: Eukaryota; Metazoa; Arthropoda; Insecta; Siphonaptera; Pulicidae. The record is from RefSeq and is a predicted model, not a curated record. Gene Ontology annotation, cellular component: nucleus. Gene Ontology annotation, biological process: regulation of transcription by RNA polymerase II.